AUGGCGAUUUCGUGGAAGUCCUUCGACUUCUUCGAAGUCUCACAAGUCUCCCUCUCUGACGACGAAACACGCAGCCUCUUUGAGGCUAAUGAAAUAUCCAGCGUCUGCUCUGGAUCCGAUAGCCUCUUUUUCGGCGGCAGCGAUGGAUCCGUCAGCAUCAUCGGCAAGGGCUGGAAGGUAGUAAGGAAAUUCCAGGCCCAUGAUGCCGGACGAAUCACACACAUGCGCCAAGUUGAGGGGACAAGCCUGCUGGUCACCGUCGCCGAGGACCUGAGCAGUGAACCCGUUCUCAAAGCCUGGGCGCUGGAUAAGAUCGUAAAGAAAAAUAGCAUGCCAACUUGUCUGAGCACCCUGACCAUCAACAACGGCCGACGACAGUUUCCGAUUUCGGCUUUCGCAGCCUCCGAUGACCUGUCUCAGAUUGCAGUCGGCUUUGGCAACGGUACGGUGACGGUCAUCCGUGGCGAUCUCAUUCAUGACCUGGGCACGAAGCAGCGCAUUGUAUUCGAGUCCGAGGAACCGGUUACCGGCGUGCAACUAGCAACGGACGAGAAGCUCACGACGUUGUUCAUCUCUACCACCACGCGAAUAGUCAAAUUGGGCUUGUCUAGGAAGGGUCAGGGGCUUCCUCCCAGGACUGUGGAAGACAGUGGCUGUGCGUGGGGAUGCAUGGCGCUGGAUAAGAAAACGGGCGAUGUCGUGGUGGCGAGAGAUGACGCAAUUUACACAUACUCGCUAGAUGGUCGAGGGCCGCCAAAGGCAUAUGAAGCUCCAAAGACGUUAAUUGCCAUGUACGACAACUACGUGGCACUCAAGUGCUUGCCGACGGGGGCCAAUGGACGGGAUCCGGACAGCAUGCGACGACGGUUCGGCGGCGGCGGUAACGACGACCUGUUCAACGCCACAAUGUUUGUUCUUCUGGAACCGGAUCUGCGAGUCAUUGCGCAUUCGGAGACAAUGAUGUCCCCUUUGAGAUUUAUUUUUGAUGUAUGGGGAGACUUGUAUACCAUGUCGGAGGAGGGAAAGAUUCAUCGAUAUCAUGAAAAGCCGUUGCAGCAGCGACUGGACAUGUUGUACCAACGCAACAUGUUUCCUCUUGCUAUUGAGCUAGCAAAGGGCUCUGGCAUGGACGGUCAGCAGCAAAGCAUCAUUUAUCGCAAAUUUGGCGAUCAUUUACAUCAAAAGGCGGACUAUGACGGAGCCAUGGUGCAGUAUAUUCGAGCCAUUGAUACGACAGAGCCGUCACAUGUCAUCCGUAAAUUUCUUGAUACCCAACGAAUACAUAAUCUCAUUCAGUACCUUGAACAAUUGCACGAGCACAGAAGAGCCACGGCUGAUCACACAACGCUCCUUCUCAAUUGCUAUGCAAAGCUCAAGGACAUUGCGAAGCUGGAAAAGUUUAUCAAGUCUCCGGGAGACUUGAAGUUCGACCUGGACACGGCCAUUGUUAUGUGUCGGCAAGGGGGAUACUACGAGCAGGCUGCCUAUCUCGCCAAACGGCACGGGGAGACGGAGCUUGUUGCCGAUAUUCUGAUUGAAGAUUCCAAGAGCUACGACGAAGCGCUGGACUACAUCUGGCGGCAAGAUCCUGAAGUGGCAUACCCAUGUAUGCAAAAGUACGCUCGAGUCCUUAUCGAAAAUUGCCCCAAAAAUGCGACGAAGCUUUUUAUCGAUUACUAUACGGGAAAAUACCGUCCCAGAAGGUCGGUGGCUGCCAUUCCCGGCGAUGCGCCAUUGACGGGAGGCUUCACAUCAGGCGCUGCCAGUGCCGUGCAAAACCUGACGAACUAUCUACCUUUUCCUUACAUGGGCACGUCUUCCGGGCACCCAGCAUCGCCGGGCACGCCUAGCAACGCCAAGCAGCCGGCAGGUAACGGAACCGUGGAGGUCAACGAGGACGACCAUCCGGCACCAAAGUACACCGUACCAGCACCGCGAACUGCAUUUUCUUCAUUCAUCGACCACCCAGAUGAAUUCAUCACGUUCCUGGAAGCGUGUCUCGAAGAGGGGGAUUUGAAGGUCCCGGAUCAAACGGAUAUAUAUACCACUCUAUUUGAGAUGUAUCUGUACAAGGCAGGCGAGAAUAAAGGUCACCACCGCGAGGAAUGGGAGGCCAGGGCGAAGAAGCUGAUUGAGGGCGAGCACGUACCGAUGGAAAGCUCCAACGUGCUCUUGCUGUCAGACUUGUGCAACUUCCGCGACGGCACUGUCCUGGUCAAGGAGCAAGCCGGGCUGGUCUUUGACAUAUUCCGAUCAUACACGUCUGCCAAAGACACACGGGGCGCCAUCAAGGCGUUGAGGAAGUACGGGCCCGAGGAACCGCAACUAUACUCGGCAGCGCUCGCGUACCUCACGUCGGACCCGAAAGUGCUUGAGGAAGCGGGGGCAGACGAACUGGCCAAGGUGCUCUCCAAAAUCGACAAGGACGGUCUCAUGGCGCCUCUGCAGGUGGUCCAAACCCUGGUUGGGCAGUCGUCGGCCGGCGGGGUCGCAACAAUGGGCAUGAUCAAACCUUACCUCCACGACACAAUCACGCGCGAGCGCAAGGAGAUGCAGGACAAUCGCAGGCAAAUCGACACGCUGCGGGUGGACACGGAGAAGAGGAGGGCGGAAAUUGCAGAUCUGGGGUCCAAGCCGGCCGUGUUCCAAGCAACACGGUGUUCGGACUGUGGACAGGGCCUGGAUUUACCGGCUGUGCAUUUUCUGUGCAGGCAUAGCUUCCAUCAGCGGUGUCUCCGGGGUGGCGAGGGCGACGACGUGGAGUGUCCGCAGUGCGCGGGGGGCAAUGAUCUUAUCCGCAAGAUGAGGGAGGAGCAGAGGAAGGCGGCGGGGAAGCACGACCUGUUCAAGAUUGAGCUGGAGGGCAGUGAAGAUCGGUUCCUGACGGUGGCCAAGUGGUUUGGCAGGGGGGUCAUGAACGGCGCGCACACGGACGGUGAGGUCUGA
Molecule: messenger RNA, 2946 nt
Organism: Metarhizium album ARSEF 1941
Lineage: Eukaryota; Fungi; Ascomycota; Sordariomycetes; Hypocreales; Clavicipitaceae
Product: Vacuolar protein sorting-associated protein 11
Exons: 5
Coding region: 1-2946 (981 amino acids)
Biological process (GO): intracellular protein transport; organelle fusion; vesicle-mediated transport
Cellular component (GO): HOPS complex; endosome
Molecular function (GO): protein binding; protein-macromolecule adaptor activity
Source: RefSeq, a predicted model, not a curated record